AAAUAUAAAUACAUUGACUGACGUCACUAUUUGAGAAAUAGUUAUGGCAGCGCAUGCAUGUCGCUCGAAAAACCACAAUCUUCAUUACCUUUUUUCCAAGGCAUUGAGAUGUUCCCAAGAAUGAAACCAAAAAAUAUUCAUAAAUUAUGUAAUACACAACUAAAAACAGCUAAAAACUAAUGAUAACAACGAUGAGAUGGGUGAGAUAGUACGGUGAUGAUCUAAAUAUGUAUUGGUGCUGAUGAAUGCUAUGAGAAAUGUAAAGUUCAUUCAAGUUUCACGACGAGUGAUGCAUGUAUAAAUGAAUUAUAAAGUGAUAAACAUGUGAAUGACAGCUGUCUACUGCAAACAAAAUCCUGUUUAUUAAAAUGCGAUACGUCUUAAUGACGACAUCAGUUGUUUUGUAGUGAAAAAAGUAUAUUAUGCAGCAUUACGAUGCUUUAUGACCUAAUAGCGAGCAGUUGUUUGAAAGUGACUACUGAAACAAUUCGAAAUUUAUCUCAGUUCAACGAAGCUCUCUCCUAGAAACUUGUUUGUUUUUACAAAGUGCAAUGAUCAUUCUCCGGAAGAAGCAGCACAUUUGAAGGAAUACAUAUUCUUUUUCGAAGGGCGAUUUCUCGCAAUAAUAACACAGAAUGUUGCAGCAAACCGGACCAAGCGAUGAUGAUGAUGAUACACAAGGGCAUUAUGUACCAUUUAUCUACCAUCUGAGGUUUAGGAACAAGUUCUCAUAUGCUCGAAUGCGACCUUACUAUGUUCCUCGUCGAUCCCGAACCAGAAGCGAAAAUUCGGAUUUAACCACGAGUCUAAUGUGCCCCGAAACUGUCAGUACUGCGGAUGGUCCAAUUCGAGGAAGUCUUAGCGCGACACAAAUGGAAACCAGUGAACUGACUACCUCACAAAUGGAAACCUCAAGCAACCACCGAACGAAUUCCGUAUCCAUCACAGCCAAGUCAAACGCAUCGUUAGAAAAAUCAAAACGCCUGUUCAAGUCACUGGAAGAUCUAGUGCAGGCGAAAAAGUUGGAUGGUUCCCAGAAUUCACAUGAAAUGGAAUUUGUAUCUAGUCGAAUACAGAAUUUAAAAGUACAGGAAUAGUCAAUGCGUAGUUAGUAUUUUUUUACGCCUAAUUUUCAAUACAUAAUGACUACGCAACGUACUUACAAUUACUCUUGGAAUGUUGAAACAGUUCGUAUGAUUCUAUCUGUGUGUAUUUGGAGCACGAUAAACGAAAUACUGCGAUUGAUUGAUUUCAUCCAAAGCAUUGUGAUUUUAGUUUCGUUUUGCCCGUAUUAUCAAUCAUGCAGAUACUGUGUCUUAGAUGUGCUAUAUUGGCCGAUCUAUUUGUAAAAUAUCUUCAGCCAUGAUUGAUUGGGAUAGAUUCUAGUUUUACUUCACAAACAGUUGUGCCGCAAGUGCCGUAAUAGGUUGAAAUAUUAUUAGUUCAGAUGGCAAUACAGAAGGUCUAUUGGAUAAACUCCCGAUUCACAACUUGAUGAAUUACAUCCAAUCGAGAACUAAAACUGCGUGUCACAUUAAAAAACAUUUGCUUGACUGUCAUAUUUUUAGUCGUAUGUAUUUUUAACUAAUAUUAUGAUACGGUAAUAUCCCUCUUUAAUUUAUGAUACAACAUUAAAAAUCAGAAUAUAAAUCGAAAA
Messenger RNA from Toxorhynchites rutilus septentrionalis, 1657 nucleotides. RefSeq lists its product as uncharacterized. The coding region runs from base 636 to 1097 and encodes 153 amino acids. The record is from RefSeq and is a predicted model, not a curated record. NCBI's taxonomy places the organism in Eukaryota, Metazoa, Arthropoda, Insecta, Diptera, Culicidae. The transcript has 2 exons.